AUGGGGCCCGACAGAGUAACGGCCAGAGAGCUGUGUGAGAACGACGACCUGGCCACCAGCCUCGUCCUGGACCCCUACCUCGGCUUCCGCACCCACAAGAUGAACGUCAGCCCCGUGCCCCCCCUGCGACGACAGCACCACCUGCGCUCAGCUCUGGAGGCCUUCCUGAGGCAGCGGGACCUGGAGGCUGCGUACCGGGCCCUGACGCUGGGAGGCUGGAUGGCCCACUACUUCCAGAGCCGGGGCCCACGGCAGGAGGCUGCCCUCAAGACCCACAUCUAUCGCUACCUCCGCGCCUUCCUGCCUGAAAGUGGCUUCACCAUCUUGCCCUGUACCCGUUAUUCCAUGGAGACAAACGGAGCCAAGAUUGUGUCAACUCGCGCAUGGAAAAAGAACGAGAAGCUGGAGUUGCUGGUGGGCUGCAUCGCCGAGCUGCGGGAGGCCGACGAGGAGCUACUGAGGGCUGGGGAGAACGACUUCAGCAUCAUGUACUCGACCCGCAAGCGCAGCGCUCAGCUGUGGCUUGGCCCGGCCGCCUUCAUCAACCACGACUGCAAACCCAACUGCAAGUUUGUGCCUGCAGAUGGAAACGCAGCCUGCGUGAAGGUGCUCCGGGACAUCGAGCCGGGGGACGAGGUGACCUGUUUCUACGGUGAAGGCUUCUUCGGCGAGAAGAACGAGCACUGUGAAUGCUACACCUGCGAGAGGAGAGGCGAGGGCGCUUUCCGACUGCGGCCCAGGGAACCCCUGCCGCCCCGGCCGCUGGACAAGUACGAGCUCCGGGAGACCAAGCGGCGGUUGCAGCAAGGUCUGGACAGGCCCCGGUCCUGUGCCCACCCACCCCCGUGGCGCCGGGACCCCUUCUGCGCCGCCUGCCAGCCCCUGCGCCCCCCGCCCUGCAGCGCCCGCGUAGACGCCUCGCCCCUCUGGCUCCACUGGCUGCCUCAGCCCCAGCUCCGUGUGCGUCCCCGGAGGCGCCGCCGCCUGCAGCCCCGGCGAGCCCCGCCACCUCCCAUUCUCCGAGCUGCCCGCGUCUCCCUGCACCGGUGGGGAGGCUGCGGCCCCCACUGCUGCCUGCGGGCGGAGGCCCAGGUGGCCCUGGGUCAGGCCCCCCGCGCCCGCUGGGCCCCCCAGCAGGACUGGCACUGGGCCCGGCGCUACGGGCUGCCUUCUGUGGUCCGUGUGGGUCUGAGCCGCGUGCUGCCAGCCCUGCCUCCCACUGCCAGCGCCGCCCCUGCUAGGACCCCCGGCCCCACCUCUGUCCCCAAGCAGGCCCUGGCCUUCACCCCCUUCUCCCCACCCAAGCGCCUGCGGCUGGUGGUCAGCCAUGGCUCCAUUGACCUGGAUGUCAACAGUGAUGGGCCGUGA
Rangifer tarandus platyrhynchus (Svalbard reindeer) is the source of this 1368-nucleotide messenger RNA. The record is from the annotation of a GenBank genome assembly. NCBI's taxonomy places the organism in Eukaryota, Metazoa, Chordata, Mammalia, Artiodactyla, Cervidae.